This is a messenger RNA of Henningerozyma blattae CBS 6284, 2073 nucleotides long. Its product is annotated as putative metalloendopeptidase. The record is from RefSeq and is a predicted model, not a curated record. Gene Ontology annotation, cellular component: cytoplasm. Lineage: Eukaryota; Fungi; Ascomycota; Saccharomycetes; Saccharomycetales; Saccharomycetaceae. The coding region runs from base 1 to 2073 and encodes 690 amino acids. The transcript has a single exon.
AUGACUCAAGAUAUAGAACUUUUCAAUUUAGAGGAUGGUAUCCAAUUAGUAUCACCAUGUAUCAUCGUUCAUGGUCAAGUAGUUAAAAAAAAUGGUGCAUCUACUAUUCAAAUUCAACAUCCACAAUUACCACCAUUAACAUAUCCAAUUAAUGAAACCCAUUUCAAAGCCACCAUUAUGUUAUCACCAGGGGAAAACCGUUUCACUUUUAUUACCAACACAAACGUAUCUCGUGUCAUUACAUGUUUUUAUUCACCGUUAACUCAAAACUUACCAAUCCAUUUAUGUUUAUUGUUAGCAAAGGAUUCUCCAAUGGUGUACGAUGCCCCUAAAACCCAGAUCCAAAGAGAAAAUGGGAACGGUCUCGAUUUAGCUAUUAAAAAAUUAAGAGUAGGUGCUAGAUUAAUGCAAGCAUUUACUAAUGAACAAAUGUUAAGAAAUGGGUUUGGUCAACGUACUUUUAGUUUUGUUGAAGAAUAUGCAUGGGAUACAACUUUCAAACAAAAUGUAGCAAUGAGAAAUACAGUUAAAAUCCAUAUUUUACGUAGUGAUAAAACUACUGCCGAAAUUAGAUCUCAUAACGUAGCUCAACAAAACCCUAAGGCUUCUGAUUCUGGAGCAUUAUUUAGUUGGGCCAUUGAUGCUGUUAAGAAUACUGAUUGGUAUAAGAAUUCAGAACACCCAGUACAAGCUGCUUGUAUGAUAAUGGAUGCUCAUUGGGAUGGUAAAUUCAUUACUGGUCAUGCUGCUUUAGGUGGUGGUACUGCUGAUGUUAAGAUGGCUAUAUUUGGUUCACAUGGUCUUUACUCUUGGCCAACAUGUAUUGAAGAUUUGAUCCCAUAUUAUCAAGAUGAAACUCGUACUUCAUUAAAUGAAGUGGCUAAUGAUAAUGGUGAGUGUGGUACUCAUUGGGAAUGUUUAAAUAUUACUCUUGGUGCAUUUCUUCAUGAAAUUGGCCAUUCAUUGGGCUCUCCGCAUCAAGUCAAUGGUAUCAUGCUAAGAGAUUAUGUUACAUUAAAUAGAUCUUUCAUGACUAAAGAAGCUUUUUCUGUAAGAACAAACUCAUAUGGUGCUGCACCACCUAUUUUCCCAAAGGAGGAAUGUACAUGGAAUCGUCUAGAUCUUCUACGUUAUAUUUAUAAACCAUCAUGCACAGUUCCAACCGAUUAUUAUGAUCCUUCAUUUAUGAAACCACACAGAUUAUCUAAUUAUGGAGUUUCUGCACCAACUGUUUAUCCAUUAGGGAAUAACUCUGCAAGAAUUGUUUCCAAGACAGGUAUUUACUGUCUUUCUGUUAUUUACGAUGAUUUAGAAAGAGGUCAUAUGGAAUGGUUACCAAAAUCUUUGGGAGGUGAAGGUCCAAUCCGUGAAUUAAUUGUAAAUUUGAAACAAUUACAAGAUUUAUUACCAGCAGAUCAAGUUGCAAAACAUGGUAAUGAUUUUAGUGUUAGAAUUAUGGCUGUGAAUUCAGAUGAUCAAAACAUUUCAAACUUCCCUGAAUUAUUGAAAGUUAAGCAAAUUUCCAUGGAUAAAUAUGGAUUAUCAAAAGGUGUUCUUGGUGUUAAAUCUCCUAUUUUAGGUGAUCCAAACCGUGGUGAAGAUAUAGGUAUUGUUCCAAUCAGAAUCAAAGACGUCAUUGCUGUUAGAGUUUAUCACGGUGGUGCUCUAGAUGGUUUGAGAUUCUAUUACGGUAAAGAUUCUGGCGCACAAGGUGGGAAGGCUCCAAGUAUUCCACCUAGAACUUAUAUGAGCUCUGUAUCAGACAAGAUGAAGAAUUUCUCAAUUAGCGAUAAAUCACCAAGUGUAUUAUUUGGUAACCAAACAAAUAAUUAUUCGGAUGUUAAUUUAGAAAAGGGUGAAAUCAUAACUGGUUUCAAUCUAAGAAAAGGUGUUUGGAUUGAUGCUAUUCAAAUUUUAACUUCUCAUGGUAGAAUCACGAGCAUGUUUGGUAAUGCAACUGGUGGUAGUGGUGGUGAAUUGAACCCACCACAAGGCCAAUACAUCUUGGGUUUGUACGGUAGAGUCGGACAAUGGGUUGAUGCUAUGGGUAUCGUCUAUGGUCACUCACCAUAA